AUACAACAUGAAGACGUUACUAAUUCUAGUUGUUAUUAUCUGUACGCCACAACAAAACAUGUCAGAUGAAAUACCCAACGCAGAUAAAACUGGUAAAAUCCAAGUCGUUAGAAAUGAUAUGAUUAUUGCAGUUGAUGCUUUAAACAAAGUUGUACAUGAGAUGAAGAGGCGACUAGAAAUGUGCCAGAAAAAUAAAAACUUAUUUCAAUUGGAAAAAUCUAGUCAAAAUGUUUCUACGUUGUACCAACAACCUAUAUUAAAAUUGUAUAAAGACUGCACAAGCAUCUAUACAGCUAAUUUCGUUUCAAAUGGUAUCUAUCCACUUUGGCUCACUUCCGCAUACCAAUUUAUCCAUGUUUUCUGCAACAUGAAGGUCAAAAGUAACAUUACAAAACUUAGAAGUUGGGCAAUAAUCCAAAGACGGAUAAAUGGCGACAUAAACUUUCAUAGGGGUUGGGUUGAUUACGUAAAUGGAUUUGGCAACCCUAACGAAGAGCAUUGGAUGGGUUUGGAAAUAAUUGAACGAUUAACACAGCAGCGCAUAACAUAUAAACCAUAUGGGCGCCCAACGACCGAUUUUCCGCGUCUCAGAAUUGACUUAGAAGACUGGGAUGGUUUUACAGCGUUUGUGGAAUAUAGCAAAUUUCUUCUGUUACCCGAUUCAAAGAAUUAUAAGUUUUCCACCAUUGGUACAGUAUUUGGAAAUCCCGAUAACCAUUUCUUUAGUAGAGAAAUUUCCUCAACUGGAUUUAGCACGUUUGACCAUAAAACAAACACCUUUCUAAACGCCCGAUGUCCUGCGCCCGACAAUGGGGGUUGGUGGUUAACAAGCUGUUCUCGGUCUAACUUAAAUGGCAAAUAUGCCACAUCUACAGAACGCAUGUCAAUAAACAAUAUGUACUGGAAAUUGUGGUUUAUAGUAAACCCUAAUUAUGCCGCAUUAAAACAUGUAUCGUUAAUGGUUCAGUUUUAAUGUUUGUAAUUGAAAACCGGUAAAACAAUAAAUAAGUUCAGUAUGAAUUG
Ciona intestinalis (vase tunicate) is the source of this 1023-nucleotide messenger RNA. The record is from RefSeq and is a predicted model, not a curated record. Lineage: Eukaryota; Metazoa; Chordata; Ascidiacea; Phlebobranchia; Cionidae.